UGAUCAUAGAAUAUCAAAUUGUGCCAACAUUUAAGGAGUUUUGUCAUAUACCGGUACGUACAUUGUAUGUGUGUGUGUACGAAUGUGAAUACCAUAUGAACAUUUUAUAAAUAUAUUUCUUUCAUUGCCUGUUAUUGAUGUAUAAUUAGCAUCCAAAGUCCCUUGCGAAAUAUCUUACAAUCUGAAAUACUUAUUUUUGUUUCUUUUCUAUCCUUUAUUUGCUAUUUAAUGCAAACAUUUCCAAAUAUAUUUUUCACAUGUAACUCAUAACAUAUGCAAUUUUUACAUAUUACCAAAAGAAGUAUAUAAACCUAAUAGGCUUAUGGUUUAAUUUCAAUACUAGACCGUGACAAUUUAUUUAGAAUUAAAAGUACAUCUGGGUAGCCGAAAAACCCGUAUUCGAUUAAGUGGUUUUCCAUUUUGUGAAUCGGGUAGGCGUCUUAUUACAUUUAUAAAACCAAAAUAUCACGGUCGUAGUAAAAUUACGCUAUAUAUAACACUUAUCACUACAUAAAUAUUUUGACUUGUUAUAACAUGUUAAAACACAAUUUUUGAGCAGAAGAUCGAAUAGUUCUGACAACAGCUAUUAUAUAAAAAAAUCCCAAAGUACUUUGGAAAUAACCGAAAUGACAUUGAUUUUUUUUUGCAAAUGGAAAACCAGAAACUAUGUUAGAAAACACGUAACGUACAUAUUGGUUUCACGAGUUUCUUAAAAUUUAAAGGCUAUACGAACAUUACAACAUACAAUCGGUAUAUGGUAUUUGUUUGAAUAUUGUUAAAUUUUGUGAAAUGUUUAUUUUAUCAUCCAAUUGUACGUCGUUUACUGCAUUAAAGCCAUCGUCGUCUAAUAUAUAAUGGCUUUAUCAAAAGAGACCGCGAAGUUUCCACCAGGAAUAGUAGUUUCAGCUGCCAUCGACCUUGGUACCACGUUUUCCGGUUAUGCAUUUGCUUUCAGGGAUGAUCCUUUUAGAAUAUUUGCAAGUACAUGGCAUUCGAGGACAACGGCAAACUUGAUCGCUUACAAAGCACCGACAACUGUUCUACUCCGACCAAACGGGGAAUUUGAAGCAUUUGGUCUUGAAGCCGAGGAGAAGUAUUCCCUGUUAACUGACGAGGACACUCAAUAUGGAUGGUACUUUGUUCAAAACUUCAAAAUGGAGCUAUAUCGUCAAGAGAAACUAUCUCGUGAAACUAAACUUAAAGAUAUCGAAGGAAAAGAAAUAUCAGCAAUGAAGAUAUUUACACUGGUUAUUAAGUAUCUUCGAGAGAAUUUGACGGAUGAAGUUCGCCGUAGUAAGACACACAUUGAAGAUCAUGAGAUUUUCUGGGUGCUAACUGUUCCAGCAAUAUGGUCAGAUGCGGCAAAACAAUUUAUGAGGGAGGCUGCAACAAAUGCUGGUAUAACCACCACGCAACUGAAACUUGUGCUGGAGCCCGAGGCUGCAAGUUUAUUUGGCCAAGCAACCUAUACCCAACGAGACGUUCAAGCUGGUGGCAUAACGGAGCUCAAACAUUUCUGUCCUGGUCAGAAAUACAUCCUCGCUGACCUCGGUGGUGGAACCGCUGAUAUAGCUACCCAUGAAACUCUUCCAGAUGGGAACCUAAGAGAGAUAUUUAGGGCAACCGGUGAUGAACUCGGUGGUAAUAGAGUAAAUUUUGCUUUUUUAACAUUUCUUGAAAAUCUCGUUGGCAAAGAGGUUAUGGACCACUUUAAAAAUACCGCUAGAGGAGACUACCUAGAUUUCGUAAGAGAAUUUGAAAUGAAAAAGGGAAGAAUAGGUGCCGAUGAACCAGUGUCCAUGAUUUUGAAGGUCCCGCCUAGUUUUAGCGAAAGUCUUUUAUACAAAAGGCAUGUAACGUUAAAGCAAUGCAUUACCGAGGAAAAAUUGGCAAAGGUUAUUGAAGAAAAGAGGGGUAAAAUAACACUAAAACACGAACUGGUAAGUGUGUUCUUUAGAGAGCCAGUUAACGAAAUAAUUAAAAAACUACGAGAAAUCAUACAAAGUGAAAAAUUUGAAAUAGACACACUGUUGUUGGUUGGUGGAUUUUCAGAUUCACCUUUCGUUAGGGAAUCAGUGAUCAGAGAGCUAAGAGCAGAUUUUAGAAGAUUAGACAUAGUAAAACCAGAACAGGCCUCAUUGCAUGUGUUAAAAGGAGCAGUGCUUACAAUUUUAAAACCAAAUCACAUCAGUGAGAGAAUUUCAAGAUUCAGUUAUGGAUUUAGAGUAGCCGAACCAUUUAAUGAAGAGGUGCAUCCGGCAGGUUUAAGAGAAAGACGUCGGUCAGGCUUGGAAUACUGUUCGGACAUAUUUCAUAAAUGUAUAGAAGUAGGACAGUGUUUAAAGUAUGGUGAAAAGAUAAAAAUUGAAUUUUCCGGAAACAGAAAUGAAGUAGGAAGUAAACAAGAACCCUGCAGCACGGAACUUUAUCGUUCAUCAGAAGCUGAUCCUAAAUAUUGCAUUCCCGAUGAAGGUUGCGAAAGAGUAGGAAAAAUGGUCCACCAUCCACCGAGAGGAGGGUGGGGUAAUAUUGUAAUGUUUACAGCAGAAAUCGAAAUCGGAGAAUCAGAAUUUAAGAUUUCUGUUAUAAAUGCGACUACACAGGAAGUAUAUGAGACAACUGUGGAUUUUCUUGAUGAUUAAGUUUUAAACGAGUCUGCAACACAUCGCCGUGUUGGACUACCAGUUUUCAGUUCAGUUCAGUGUUUCUCUCUAUUUCUUUAUCCAAACAAAAUCUAAAAUGAUCUAGAGGCCAUCGGGUAUUGUAGUAAUAAAUAGCAUGACGAUUAAAUGCUAAGAUGUGUAACUUUAUCUUAAAUUUUGUAAUUGUAAUGCUAAGCUGUGCUAAUUUGUCAUCUUUUUUGUUAUUUUGUGUGUGUAUUUUAAAAAGGGUUAUACUUUAUCAUUUCAUUAAUGUGUCGAUAUACGUUAUUAUCUUACAGAAUAGUUCAUGCAGAUGAUAAUUGUACACAUAAUCUGUAUCAGGGCAGUUGUUUGGGCUAGUGAGUUUAUUACCUAUCACUCAUACACACCAUGACCUGUUGUCAAUGAACUUAUUUUUUUAUGAAAUUAUAAUGAACUUCAAGGUGUGGCUAAUAAAAAUUGAUUCCAUAUCAGAACCAGAUUACAGUCGACCUCCAUUUAGCUUUCGUCAGAUUCAACAACAUGUAAUUGCAACGUUUUUUCUAUGUUGUAAUACAAAACUGUUAGACUGUUAUAAUGUUGUAAAACAUAAGUGAGUCAUUCGUUUAGUGUUGGAUAUAAGGGACCAAAACUAAUAAAACAAUAAGAAUAGGGAGCAAUGUGUCUCAAUGUGAUGUUCAAAUGAUUAUUAUUUAUGACUAGAGUUUUCCUUUUAAAGAGAAAGAAGAACAUCGUAAAUUGUUUUUCAACAACAGAAUAUUCUAACAUUAUUCCCCGAGACUAUCCAUCACUUUGCUUUUGUAUGGACUUAAUUUUAUGGUACAUGUAUACAAAAUAAAAUGCAUAGAGUUUCCAAGUUUUUCUAUAGAUACAUGAUUUAUUUCUAUUGAAUGGUAUGAAUAUAAAAAUUCAUUUGUGGCGGCAGCAUUAAUAUUGCAUUUUAAACUGUUUUGACAUUACAAUUUGAAAGACUACACCUUAAACUUUGUGUAUUGGUUGAAUUUAAAAAGUAGUCCGACAGGACACCAUGACAAUACGUAAAAUAUGUUUCACUUAAGUAUUAAUAAAUAUUAACUGUGAAAUAAGGAGAUAAUGGUGAUAAUAAUAAUAAUACUAAUAAUAACGCAUUUUAUUUCAUCAAUAUUUCAAUUAUAAGUAUAUUAUAACAUAGUUACUUUUUGUGCAAUAUCACGACGUACGGCAAACUUUAUACAACAUAUUUAUAUACAAAUGUAAAUAAAUGUCUUUGAAUAAACGAG
Molecule: messenger RNA, 3901 nt
Organism: Ruditapes philippinarum (Manila clam)
Lineage: Eukaryota; Metazoa; Mollusca; Bivalvia; Venerida; Veneridae
Product: heat shock 70 kDa protein 12A-like
Exons: 6
Coding region: 855-2642 (595 amino acids)
Molecular function (GO): ATP-dependent protein folding chaperone; ATP binding
Source: RefSeq, a predicted model, not a curated record